AUGUUGGCAGCACAAUAUUUCGUACUACAUGUGUAUGGCCAAGAACAACAAAAGCAGUAUUAUAUGGCAAUGACACCAGAACAAGUUCAAGCCUUGAAUGAUUGUUAUUACCAGGAAUUCAUGUAUAAACAGCUACUGGAGCAGAAGAAACAAGAAUGCCUGCAAAGUCCACAGAAAAGCAGAAAUAUGGAUGAUGGCCAAUUCUUCACAUCUUUCUUAUAUUCUGAAAACUCAUUUCUAACACCAUGGAGUUGGAAUCCUGAUCAACCUCCUCGUACCGAAGAAAACCGGCGUAUGAUGUUCCAACCUGUGCAUGCUAAAAUGCCAUCUGCGAGGAUUAAAGAGGAAGAAUGUUCCAGGCAGGAGGAAGAUUAA
Dovyalis caffra is the source of this 375-nucleotide messenger RNA. The record is from the annotation of a GenBank genome assembly. NCBI's taxonomy places the organism in Eukaryota, Viridiplantae, Streptophyta, Magnoliopsida, Malpighiales, Salicaceae.